Molecule: messenger RNA, 964 nt
Organism: Chenopodium quinoa (quinoa)
Lineage: Eukaryota; Viridiplantae; Streptophyta; Magnoliopsida; Caryophyllales; Amaranthaceae
Product: 17.3 kDa class II heat shock protein-like
Exons: 1
Coding region: 237-731 (164 amino acids)
Biological process (GO): protein folding; response to hydrogen peroxide; protein complex oligomerization
Source: RefSeq, a predicted model, not a curated record
UCAAUGCCACGUGAAACUCACACAACAACCAACAUUCAAGAACACCCCAGAAUCCUCCUCUUCCAUUCUCUCUCUAGAAACUUCUCUCUAAAUCCUAUAUAAACUCCCCCUUCAACUCCCGUAUCAUCAACAAAAAUUCACUCAAGCAUUUUCACAUACACUUUGCAAUCACAUCAAAAAUCUACCAAAAACCCACUUCAAAUCCAACCAAAAUUCAGCUCCCAAGAAAAAGAAAGAUGGAUUUCCGGUUCACAGGCUUAGACACACCAAUCAUCCACGCCCUCUCACACUUCCUCGACGCAGACGACUUCACAACCCCUUCGGCAGCAGACAAAUCAACCACAGGAUCAACCGCCCCAUCAAACGCCUACGUCCGUGACGCGCGUGCGAUGGCGCGAACCCCGGCUGACGUCAAAGAGUACCCGAACUCGUACCAGUUCAUCAUCGACAUGCCGGGGUUAAAGAGCGGAGACAUAAAAGUUCAGGUGGAAGACGACAACGUGCUGGUGAUCAGUGGAGAGAGAAAGAGGGAAGAAGAUAAAGAUGGGGUCAAGUAUUUGAAGAUGGAAAGAAGAAUUGGGAAAUUUAUGAGGAAAUUUGUGUUGCCUGAAAAUGCAAAUAUGGAGAAGAUUAGUGCAGUUUGUCAAGAUGGUGUGUUGACUGUUUCUGUUGAGAAGCUGCCUCCUCCUGAACCCAAGAAGCCUAAGACUAUUGAGGUUAAGGUUGCUUAAUUGUGGAUUAUCUUCAUCAUCGUGAAUAAACUAAUCUUGAUUAGUGGUGGUAAUAACUUAAUAAGUAAGGUUGUUUUUUUUUUUUUUUUUUUUUUUGUGGGGUGAGAUUUAGAGAUGUGGUGGGGUAGAAUUGCCCGUCAUUUUCUAUGUGUGAUGUAAUGGAUGGGAAUGAUGAUGAUGUAAUGUUGGAAUGAGAUUAUGAGUAAAAUGGAAAUGAUCUUUUUUCUUUCUCA